This is a messenger RNA of Colletotrichum navitas, 928 nucleotides long. RefSeq lists its product as uncharacterized. The coding region runs from base 209 to 871 and encodes 220 amino acids. The record is from RefSeq and is a predicted model, not a curated record. The transcript has 2 exons. Lineage: Eukaryota; Fungi; Ascomycota; Sordariomycetes; Glomerellales; Glomerellaceae.
UGAAGGAGCCUCAAUCCCGGCUCCCACGGCUGUUGUGUAUCACAAUCGAAGACGCGGCCCUCUUCCGGGUGGAUCCCUGCCGACGCCGAGGGUUACGGGCUUUCGCACGGUUGCACGGGAUCGAAGCGUCAGCGAGGCACUGUAACGACGACAUCGGCGGCGGUGGCAGCCGCAAUCACCGUGCAAGCCACAUCAAUGAGAUACACGAAUGCAUAUAGAGUACUAUGUAUUCGUGUUUAUUUAUAUUGGGACGCAUUCGCGUCAUUGGCAACUGUCCGCGACUCGAGCACCGCAGCAGAAUGGAAAGGGGGCCCGCAGCUCAUCAGGUCGAGUUGACGUCAGAGGGGGGGCCAUAUUGCCGUUCCAGGCUCCAAAGCCUCCCUUCGAGGCUGAUCAACACUUGCAUGUAACCAUGCGCCCAAGUUGGCAACGGAAUCAGAAGGACUUCAGCAACUCAUCUUGGCCCCCUGUUUCCGCGUCUUCUUAUCGUUGGCCCGACAGUAACAUUCCUGUCUGCAACACACGUCCAUGCGCGGCGACGACUCUGAGCAGCAUCCUUGGCAAAACCAAACCCCCUUCCCCCCUGGAUCCGUACGUGGUGGGCCAUACUUGGAGGGAGGGAGGAACUAGAGCCUCGAUCGGCAUUUCCAGACGGUCUAGAGGCGAGUCCAUGGGAGUUGCCGUGGCCCGCAGAUGCCGCGUGCUGGGCGGCGGCCACGGGAGGACCAGGUCAGACCUGGGCUUUCGACGUGGAGAGAGGCAGAGACAGAGGCAAAGGCGGCGGUCUCGGCAACGACAAACGGGCUCUCUCGCGCUCACCGCGGUGGUCGACUCCCCGACCUUCCCUCCCUGUCUCCGUCCGGCUGGAUGAGUGAACGCGAGCCUCCCUCGAGACGUUGCGGAUGUUGCCUCCUUUUUCGGGGUUCUG